AAAGAAAUAUGGGUUGUUUACCAAACGAGAGGUCAAGAUGCCUGGAUAUUGGCCAAGUCCUUUUGUUAUUUUAUUUUUUUUAUCAUUAUUAUUGCGCGUUUAUGUACCGGGACGGAGUCAAUGACCAUAAACACGCAAAAAAAAGGAACGAGGCCAAUAUCCAGCCAUCUUGACCGAACAAGCUUGGUCAAUAAAGGAUUUAUUAUAUGGGAUAAGGAACACCAAAAAAAAUGAACUUCGCGCUCUGGACAAGCGCGUAAUCCCGAUCCCGAGCAAGCAAGAUAGCGCCUUGCUCGCUCGCCCGGAUAGCCAAUGACCGCGCAAAAAUUUUGGUUCAUGUUGCCCGCUGGAGUAAUGAUAGUACUGGUUCUCAUAUUCAUAGCUUAUGUACUUAUCAGUUCUGAACAGCUCUGUUAAUCCUUCAAUCUUGGAAAAGAUUUAAAAUGCUUAAUAUCCGAUCAUUUCCGAGCAUGUAUUGCUCGAACAAUAUAUUAAUACAAUAUUAAGACUUAAGUAAUAGAGAGACUGGGAAGUUACGAAGAUUCCGUGAUCGCUAAUUUCGGUUGAACAUCCGAAUGUUCUGGCUCCCAACACAAGCUCGUAUAAGGGAUGUAGAGAUUAUGGUUACAACUGAAAAGAGGUUAAGUUUUAAAUCGGAUUUAAAGUUCACCGAUGUAAAUAAGAAUUCCUUGUACAAGAACCCACGUUGAGCCAAGCACCGAUUCCUCAUGAUUCUAGAUGGCAACUUCAGCUGUAUUUCCUCAUGAAAAAUCCAUUUGCUAUCUUAUAAAAAUAUAUUUAUAUAUAACCUGAUAUUAGUUUAUUGUAAGGACCUUGAGCGUACUUGAAAAAAGCAAUAUUAAGCGCAUUAUGUAACAUCCGAUACGGCUUGAAAUUAUUGUUAUCCCGCUGCUAAUUCAAAACAAUCAAUUAAUCCGCAAUCUUAACAUUUCUUCUGACGCUUUUCCAUGCUUAAGAUGAACGAAAUUAUCAUUUUUGACGCGUUUACUGGAUUUUCCUCGCAGAGCCAUUCAAAGGAUGUUUACUUUUAGCUGACCACAGAAAGAUCUUUUUUGAAACUUCUUUUCACACAGAUAUAUCAAACCACGGUAAAUAUUUGACCGAAAGACUACACGGCAUAAAUCGUACGACUUAACACUCCUUCUCCAGCCACGUAAGGCAUUCCAGACACGACAAAAGUUUAAUGACGAAACUUAUACCCCAAGCCAAGCCAAGCCUUCGCACUCAGCGGCUUAGCACUUAAUUAGUUCAGAAAGCCUUGAGUAUUGACUGGACGUAUUACGUAGGUUUUCCCUUACAAACAAAAGCACUUAUCAUUGACUUAUCAUUGCCAGCGAGGAGUCCAAAUUAAUCAAGUCUAUGACGGUAUAAAAUAAAGCGAUGGUUAGUUUUUUUUACAAUAAAAUCAGUUGAUCUGUCGAGUACAAAGAUCAUGUCACAGUUGGGACUGGUUGCAUUUCACUAUCAUUUUUGGCGCCUAAGAUAGAUUAGGAAAAGCGGGAAAAAACAACACCUUUACCCCAAGCACGUGUUAAUCCUAAAUUAACUCCAAACUAGGAAAUCAUUCAACAAAUCACCUUUUCGCUGAUAACAUAAACAUAAUAUCAUCAAAUAUAUCUUAAAAAUAAAUAAAUUUCGGGAAUUCCUCAAAUUUUCAUGGGUCGAUAACGAUUGCUGGCGGGGUGUUGGAGGUCAAAUCAAAGCAAACCGACUAUUAUUCAGAAAAAAUAAUACACUCUCUUAAUACAAACGGAUUAUAUUUUCGCGACUUAGCAAUUGAGUCAAGACAAUAAAUCCGACCUGGAGACAACAAUACCAACCCACCCAAUGAGACCACUGUUAUUUUUGUAAAUAGUCCAGGCAAUUUUUCCCUGUUUCAAGAACAGAAUUAUAGUAUUUUACGGAAACGAGAGCGACUUGCCAGUUGAAAAAAUUUGGAGCAUUCCAAGAUGUGUUGUGAAAUUUUGUUUGAUAAUAUGUCAGAUAUAAGGCUGGACGAGGGCAGGGGUGCACCUUCCGAACAAUGAGAUUGCGUAUAGCAUGUCAUCAGUUUAUUUCAUCAGUUUAUUUUUUAUGACAUUUAUAAUCAUCAUAAAUUGCAGCUGAUCUUGCCUUAGGUUACUAAAUAUAAAACCACUGCGGAGGCUUGUAGAGUUACUCCCCGUACGAGCGCAAUCCUACUAAAUCAAACCGGAAAGAAGACUUGACGCCGGUAAAAUGAACCAGUUGAUGAUUUUUACACUUCUCAUCUUCCUAUCUUCGCUCACCGGAUCGCUGACGUGUCGAUUUCACGAACAAAAUUUUUCUGAUGUCGAGAAGGUCUCAGUACAAGCAUUCAAGAAAAAACUCCUUAAAGAGUUGGGCUUUUGUUCAGUCCCGAAUGUUAACAAGAUUAAAGCCCCAAAGGUUCCAUCGUUUUACAAACGUUUGAUAGAAGAAGAAAACAGCAAGCCUAUCCAAACCUCAGAAUUGGACGAGGAUGACUUCCUUGCAAAAACUAAUCAACUAUUUCUGUUUCCCGAGCAAGUUGUUUCGGUAACCGGUGGAACUGAAAGGAACUUAAUCUUCAAAUGGAAUCCCAUACACCCGACAUUGGAGAUCGUGUCAGCUCUUUUAUGGAUACACAUCGUCCAUGCGCCCAUCUCAGUUGAAAACCCGGACCUCAGAAAAGGAGACGAGUUGCAACUAUACAAGAGCUACCGAGCUUCAGGAACUGAGAGCAAAAAAGAACACUUUCAUUCGGAACAUUUAAAGGCAACUGGCUGGUAUAAAGUGGAGGUCAGUGGAAUGAUUCAAGGAUGGUUCUCUGAGCAGCCAAAGAUAGAUCUCAGUUUGGAUGUUGCAGUGGAAGGCGCGAGGUCUCUAGAGAUCGGUGGGGUGAGUGAUGACGGCGAGCCGCUGCAGCCCUUUCUGGCAAUCAACACCAAAGAGAAGCGAGGCCGCAUUAACAGGAACAAACGGAAAGCCGUUUCGAAGGAAUGCCCGGGUACGCCUACAAGUACGUGCUGCUUACAACAACUCACAAUAGACUUUGAGAAACUCAACUGGGACUUUAUCAUCGCACCAAGGAUAUUGAAUUUUGCAGUCUGUAGCGGAGACUGCUCACUCAACAUCAAAGGCAAUAUCAAUUUCUUCAGCAACCAGGCACGAGCUGCGCCAUUUGCAGGAAAACUUAACCCCCGAAAGCAGAAAAAUAUCUCUUGUUGCGUGCCAAAAACAACGAAUGAUAUCACCCUCUUGCUGUUUGAUGAAAGUGGAGAUGUACGGAUUUUAACUCUACGUGACGCACGUGCGUUAUCCUGUCACUGCGUAGUGUAAUGACUGCUACUGUAACAAAUCCUUUACUCGACCCAGCAUUUAGUCUGAAAGCGCCUGCCUGCGUGGUAUGAAAGAUAGGAUUCAACGUAAGUGGACCAUUUUUACACUAACAAUUAGAAAGGGUGUAGAUUCAUGAGCAAGAAUGUCACUGAUCGAAACGCAAAAACCGUAGUCAGGAAUGUUCAGUUCAAUGGACUUUUGUUUUAAUGAACUACCGUAGCUGGAUGUCAUUUCCGCGUUUUUUACACUGAACCAAGCGAGUACUUUAGCCAGAGAGCGUUUUUACAAGCUUUUUAAUUUAGGAAUUGAGCAGAGAUUUACUUUGUUAACUAUUCCCCUCGGAAUACUUAUUUAGUAAGGCGACCAUCGGGUAACGCAUUGACGUGGUCGGUUAUCUGACCCAAACUACCAGAUAACAGAAUAUAAAUGUCCUCUUAGUUUGAAAAUUAAGUUUAUAAAAAAAAAAGUUCUUUAUUAGUCGUCUAGUAAAAAAACCGCGAGGACAAUAAAAAAUACAGAAAAAGUGCAGAGAGUUUAAAGACGAAGCACUGUCUUAUAAUGUUAGUUUUUAAUUGGUUAUCAUCAAAAAUAACCUUAAAGGAGAAUAAUCCUGAAAGGAUUAUAUUGAUACUUUCAUCAAAACAUAAAUAUAAACGCAAAUUUAGCCGUACAACAUCAUGUACCUCGACAUUAAAGUUUAAACAGAGAGUUCGCAUAGGAGAUAUAUUUAUUACGGUUAAUUUUCAGAGAUUGUAGAAAGCUAAGAUGUAUUUACAAUAGAAAGGAAUAAAGCUAUGUAGGUCUCCGUGUGGCCAAGUCUUU
Molecule: messenger RNA, 4161 nt
Organism: Orbicella faveolata
Lineage: Eukaryota; Metazoa; Cnidaria; Anthozoa; Scleractinia; Merulinidae
Product: growth/differentiation factor 8-like
Cellular component (GO): extracellular region
Molecular function (GO): cytokine activity; growth factor activity
Source: RefSeq, a predicted model, not a curated record